Micropterus salmoides (largemouth bass) is the source of this 677-nucleotide messenger RNA. Its product is annotated as plasmolipin-like. Gene Ontology annotation, biological process: myelination. Gene Ontology annotation, cellular component: membrane. The record is from RefSeq and is a predicted model, not a curated record. Gene Ontology annotation, molecular function: structural constituent of myelin sheath. Lineage: Eukaryota; Metazoa; Chordata; Actinopteri; Centrarchiformes; Centrarchidae.
AGUGGGAGGAGCCAGGUGGGGGAUAUAGAGCUUGUAAAAGAGGGAGAGACAGAUAGAGAGAGGAUGACAAAAUACUCAGUGUGUGUCUCUGUGUGUUGGAGGGAGCGAGAGAGAGAGAGAGACUCACACAGCACCAUUACGCACCUGUCAGUGCAGGUGGAGAGAGUGACUGUCGGAUAUCUGAACCUCGAGAUUUCCCUGGAGGGCUCCUCUUUAACUCUUUGGAUUGUUUUAUUUUCUUUCUUUUUGUAUGUUUGGUUUGGGUUUCAUUUAUUAUUAGUGUUUUGGACAGAACUGAACUUUAAAUUGAAGAUUUAGUCUUGCUGUUGCCACCAGCAGAUCAAUGGUUACUGAAUACCAACAUUUAAGUACUCUUUGAGGAGUGAAAACUGCUGGAGGAGGAAAAUCUUCAUCACAGACGUUUAUUCUGAGACUGAAUCCCAUCCUUAAGGAGGUUCCUGCUGUCGCGGCUGUUUCUGAGACGUCCAUCUUCAGACAAGCUGCGUGCUCAUGGCAGACUUCCCAUCCAAGGUUACCACAGAGACCGGCCCCCCCAACUCCCAGAGCUCUCAGCAGGGGGGCAACAGCCUCCGAGGGCUGACUGCUAACGUCACCACUAUGAUGGAUCUGUCCUUUAUCCGAAGCAUUGCGGCCAUCCUCAUGAUAGCUGAAAUAGU